Dendrobium catenatum is the source of this 1005-nucleotide messenger RNA. Its product is annotated as glycine--tRNA ligase, chloroplastic/mitochondrial 2-like. Lineage: Eukaryota; Viridiplantae; Streptophyta; Magnoliopsida; Asparagales; Orchidaceae. Gene Ontology annotation, molecular function: arginine-tRNA ligase activity; ATP binding; glycine-tRNA ligase activity. Gene Ontology annotation, biological process: glycyl-tRNA aminoacylation; arginyl-tRNA aminoacylation. Bases 98 to 490 code for a protein of 130 amino acids. The record is from RefSeq and is a predicted model, not a curated record. The transcript is spliced from 5 exons. Gene Ontology annotation, cellular component: cytoplasm; chloroplast stroma; mitochondrion.
ACCUUAUUCAUAUUAUGGUGAACUGAGUUAGGUGGAUAAAGGCGUACGUUCUGAGAUAAUUCGUUCCAUUCUUUCAGAGCGUGCGAAUUGGCCUUUUAUGGCAGCACAAUCAGCAAUUGAUAUGGAAGUCUUUUCAAAAGGUGACCUUUUUCAAAAAGUAAUUGAAGUAUAUUCACGACCAACAAGGAUUAUUCGUGGAAAGGAUAUUGAUGCUGAUCUGGAGGUGACUGAGACUGCCUUUGAACAUAAUGAAGAGCAAGCCUUGUGGAAUACAUAUUUGGCAGUGGCAACAGAAGUUCAUACUGGUGUUGACAUAAACACAUUUCUGAAAGCCUCUUUGCAAUUGAUACAGCCACUUGAAGAUUUCUUUGAGAGUGUUUAUGUUAUGACGGAUGAUCUGAGGGUCAGGAAUAACAGGCUUGCGCUUCUGAAGAGAAUUGCAGAUCUACCCAAAGGGAUUGCUGAUCUCUCAGUUUUGCCUGGCUUCUAGACGUUCAUGCUUCCUGCUGCUGUUAUAUUAAUUGUUCAUUAUUUAAUAAUUUCAUAAUUAUUUUUUUUCCUUGCUUAACAAUUUCGUUUAUUUUUUUUCCCAAUUAUAUGAUCUCUCAUUUUGACGGCAAAUUAUUGCAUCCGGUCACCGAACGCGGAGAUAGGUUCGGAUAUUAAUAAAAUAUUAUUUUAAAUUAAGUGUAGGAAAAGCGUAGGUAAAGCGCAUGUAAAGCGCAGGUAAAAGCGAAGUCAAAAGCGCAGGUAAAGCGCAGUCAAAGCGCACCUAAAGCGCAGUCAAAAGCACAGGUGACGUGACAUGUUUUUAUUAAAUGUCCGAACCUAUUUUGCGUGUCCGGUGACCGGAUGCAAUAAUUUGCCCAUUUUGACACCCUGAAAUAUUAUAUAUAUAUAUAUAUAUAUAGGACUAUGCAUAUCCGCUGUUAAUGUGCUUUUCAUGUUGUCAAAUUAUUUAGCUAUUCUUAUUUAUUUAGGAAUUAUGUAUAUUCUAGUUUGUUU